AUGAACUUUUCUAAUGAUUAUGCUUCUUCUACAGAAUCUGAUGAGAGCAGCGACAUAGAAUAUCAUAAGCCAAUACUUUUGAAAAAGAAGAGAUUACGGAAGCCUAUAUCGCACCCUCAAUCCGCUGAAGUGAAUAAUGGACACGCCAAGAAACAACAAGAGAAGCCUAAAUAUGUAGGAAAGCUAUAUGUCAUGACUGAUCCUGCAAUAGAUUUCGAUUCGCAACCUAUACAAGGACAGCAGCACACAACUUUUGAAGCUAAAAAUCCUCUACUCAUAUCGCCCAAUCAAUCAGAAUUAUUGUUUGAAUAUGGUGAGCCGCUUAAUGGAUAUAGAUUUGUGGGCAACCAGCGCGAAUAUGAAGAAUAUUUAAAGGCAAGAAAUAGGGACUCUUCUGACCAAAAUGAUAAAAGUCCGCUCGAAGAUUAUCCUAAUCGCCAGACACCUUCAAUCAAAACGCAAAACUAUUCUGAGAUUUUGGACUAUUGGAAUAAAGGAGUCGAAUUUCUUCGAGCUCCUCUGCGAGAUGCACCAUUUCUAGAGAAGGUGAAACUUGAAGACAUAAAUAGGGAUGUCGUCGAAGAGUUUUUUUUGGCAAGCUCUGCAGUGAUAGACUUAUCGUUGAAGGAAAUGUAUAAGCGAGAAAGAAUCUACUGGCACCCGGAUAAAAUGACCAGAUUGGUUGAAACAAAAGAUGAAGAGGUGGUUUCGAAAAUUACGAAGAUAUUCCAGAUUAUAAAUGAUCUUUGGGAAGCAAAUGCCGAAUAG
Lachancea fermentati is the source of this 768-nucleotide messenger RNA. The record is from the annotation of a GenBank genome assembly. Lineage: Eukaryota; Fungi; Ascomycota; Saccharomycetes; Saccharomycetales; Saccharomycetaceae.